AAUACAGUGCUGUGUGCAGACCACCCCAGCAUUGGCUCCCUGGGCCUGCAGUGGGCAGUUGGCCACGCCCGCCAAGCCACGGGAAGGGAUAAGAGGCAGCCUCGCCCUGUCUGUCCGCAUCUGUGCGGGACCUGCAGACUUCGCCUGCCUGCGGGACCAGGAGCAACAGCACAAGCCCUGACGUGAGCAUGUCUGAGCUGGAGAAGGCUGUGGUGACCCUCAUCGACAUUUUCCACCAGUAUUCUGGAAAGGAAGGCGACAAGCACAAGCUCAAGAAAUCAGAGCUCAAGGAGCUGAUCAACACCGAGCUCUCUCACUUUCUAGAGGAAAUCAAAGAGCAGGAGGCUGUGGACAAAGUCAUGGACAUCCUGGACAGUGACGGAGAUGGGGAAUGUGACUUCCAGGAAUUCGUGGCCUUUGUUGCCAUGGUGACUGCAGCCUGCCACGAGUUCUUUGAGCAUGAGUGAAAUGGGGAGGGCAGCCGCAGGCCCUGUGCAGAGGCGAGGUGUGGGGAACAACGGGGCCUGGCAGGGCAGCAGCAAACUAGGAGGGGUGAUUUGCUUAGUGCAUGAAAAAUUAAAACCUGCUCCCAACGGUGGCUUCUCAU
Messenger RNA from Suncus etruscus (white-toothed pygmy shrew), 607 nucleotides. It is a transcript of the gene S100B, whose product is annotated as S100 calcium binding protein B. Lineage: Eukaryota; Metazoa; Chordata; Mammalia; Eulipotyphla; Soricidae. The record is from RefSeq and is a predicted model, not a curated record. Gene Ontology annotation, biological process: positive regulation of cell population proliferation; positive regulation of canonical NF-kappaB signal transduction. The coding region runs from base 189 to 467 and encodes 92 amino acids. Gene Ontology annotation, cellular component: nucleus; cytoplasm. Gene Ontology annotation, molecular function: RAGE receptor binding; calcium ion binding; S100 protein binding. The transcript is spliced from 3 exons.